GGAGGGUGGUGGCGGCAGUGGCAGCUUUGGCGCUGGGGACCGGCUUGGUGGCUUCGGGAAAAACAGCUCUUUGCAGGCGGCCACCAGCGUUACUCCGCAUCCCGCCCUCCGCUCGGCUCGCAGCCUUCUCGCCACCGGCGUCCAGAGAUGUGUUCCACUGGCCGGGCGUAGCAGCUGCGCGUGCGCGGAACCGUGGGGCCAUGAGCGAAGCCGGCGGCGGCCCAGGUUGUGGGUCCCCGGUCCCCCAGCGAGCGCCAUGGAGCCUGGUAGCGGCGACAGCCGCGCUCUGCCUGGUGUCAGCCACGUCCGUGUGGACGGCGGGGGCCGCGCCCAUGAGUAAGGAGGAGAAACAGAAGCUUGGGAAUCAAGUGCUGGAAAUGUUUGAUCAUGCUUAUGGUAACUACAUGGAACAUGCUUACCCAGCUGAUGAACUCAUGCCCUUAACCUGCAGAGGUCGAGUCCGAGGCCAGGAGCCAAGUCGGGGUGAUGUUGAUGAUGCCUUGGGAAAAUUUUCUCUGACACUAAUUGACUCUUUGGACACUCUUGUGGUAUUAAAUAAAACUAAAGAAUUUGAAGAUGCAGUGAGAAAAGUUCUAAAAGAUGUUAAUUUAGAUAAUGAUGUAGUUGUAUCAGUGUUUGAAACAAACAUCAGAGUUCUUGGGGGUCUGUUGGGUGGACACUCUCUGGCAAUCAUGCUGAAAGAAAAAGGCGAGUACAUGCAAUGGUACAAUGAUGAGCUUCUUCAAAUGGCCAAGCAGUUGGGUUACAAGCUUUUACCAGCUUUCAAUACUACCAGUGGCCUUCCUUAUCCGAGAAUUAAUUUGAAGUUUGGGAUCCGAAAACCAGAAGCUCGGACAGGAACUGAGACAGAUACCUGUACAGCAUGUGCAGGUACCUUGAUCCUUGAGUUUGCUGCUUUAAGUCGAUUCACAGGAGCAACGAUAUUUGAGGAAUAUGCAAGGAAAGCUCUGGAUUUUCUCUGGGAAAAAAGGCAGCGAAGUAGUAACUUAGUGGGUGUGACUAUUAAUAUUCAUACUGGAGAUUGGGUGCGCAAAGAUAGUGGAGUUGGAGCAGGGAUUGAUUCAUAUUAUGAAUAUCUAUUAAAAGCCUACGUCUUGCUUGGAGAUGAUAGUUUUCUGGAAAGAUUUAAUACACAUUACGAUGCCAUAAUGAGAUACAUUAGCCAGCCACCUCUUCUACUUGAUGUGCAUAUCCACAAACCAAUGCUGAAUGCUCGGACUUGGAUGGAUGCUUUGCUUGCCUUUUUUCCAGGUUUACAGGUUUUAAAGGGGGAUAUUAGACCUGCUAUUGAAACUCACGAAAUGUUGUACCAGGUGAUUAAAAAACACAAUUUUUUACCAGAGGCAUUUACAACAGAUUUCCGAGUACAUUGGGCUCAACAUCCUUUAAGGCCUGAAUUUGCAGAAAGUACCUACUUCUUAUAUAAAGCUACAGGGGAUCCUUACUACCUUGAAGUAGGAAAAACACUUAUUGAAAAUUUAAAUAAAUAUGCUAGAGUGCCUUGUGGAUUUGCUGCUAUGAAAGAUGUUCGUACUGGAAGUCAUGAGGACAGAAUGGAUUCUUUCUUCUUGGCUGAAAUGUUUAAAUAUCUCUACCUGUUAUUUGCGGAUAAAGAAGACAUUAUUUUUGACAUAGAAGAUUACAUAUUUACAACAGAAGCUCAUCUAUUACCUCUUUGGCUCUCUACUACAAAUCAGAGCAUCUCUAAGAAGAACACAACUUCUGAAUAUACAGAACUGGACGACAGUAAUUUUGAUUGGACUUGUCCAAAUACUCAGAUUCUCUUUCCCAAUGAUCCACUGUAUGCUCAGAGCAUCCGUGAACCCUUGAAAAAUGUGGUGGAUAAGAGCUGUCCUAGAGGCAUCAUCAGAGUAGAGGAGAGUUUCAGGAGUGGAGCUAAACCCCCUCUGAGAGCCAGAGAUUUUAUGGCCACCAACCCUGAGCAUUUAGAAAUCUUGAAGAAGAUGGGGGUGAGUUUAAUUCACCUCAAAGACGGGAGAGUCCAGUUGGUCCAACACGCUAUUCAAGCUGCAAGUUCCAUUGACGCUGAAGAUGGGUUGAGGUUCAUGCAGGAGAUGAUUGAAUUGUCAAGUCAGCAGCAGAAAGAGCAGCAGCUACCUCCACGAGCUGUGCAGAUUGUUUCCCACCCAUUUUUUGGCAGGGUCGUAUUGACUGCUGGGCCAGCUCAAUUUGGGCUAGAUCUGUCCAAACAUAAAGAGACAAGAGGAUUUGUUGCAAGCAGUAAACCAUACAAUGGUUGUUCAGAACUUACUAACCCCGAGGCAGUGGUGGGAAAAAUUGCUUUGAUACAAAGAGGACAGUGCAUGUUUGCAGAAAAGGCACGCAACAUCCAGAAUGCCGGAGCCAUUGGUGGCAUUGUUAUUGAUGACAAUGAAGGGAGCAGCAGUGAUACUGCCCCUCUGUUCCAGAUGGCAGGGGAUGGAAAGGACACAGACGACAUUAAGAUUCCCAUGCUCUUCUUAUUCAGCAAAGAAGGAAGUAUCAUACUGGAUGCCAUCCGGGAAUAUGAGGAGGUAGAAGUGCUCCUAUCUGAUAAAGCAAAAGAUCGAGAUCCUGAAAUGGAAAAUGAAGAACAAGCAUCCUCUGAAAAUGAUUCUCAGAAUCAAAGUGCUGAGCAGAUGACAUCAAGUUCUCAGGAUGUUGACUUGGUUGAUCAAGAGUCUCCUGAGGAAAAUUCUGUAAACUCUCACGCAGAGUCAGCAGAAUCAUUCUCUCCAGCAGAGAUGGACAAUGCCGCAAGCAUUUCUCCUUCUGAACAGAAUUCUCAUCUUAUAGAAACCCAUGAAACUACAAAGCUUGAUGGUGAAUGUACAGAUUUAGACAACCAAAUUCAAGAACAAUCAGAAACUGAGGAAGAUUCCAGUCCUAAUGUUAGCUGGGGUAAAAAGGUCCAGCCUAUAGACUCCAUAUUAGCAGACUGGAAUGAAGAUAUAGAAGCUUUUGAAAUGAUGGAGAAGGAUGAACUAUGA
Messenger RNA from Chrysochloris asiatica (Cape golden mole), 3011 nucleotides. It is a transcript of the gene EDEM3, whose product is annotated as ER degradation enhancer, mannosidase alpha-like 3. The record is from RefSeq and is a predicted model, not a curated record. Gene Ontology annotation, biological process: carbohydrate metabolic process; endoplasmic reticulum mannose trimming; mannose trimming involved in glycoprotein ERAD pathway. The transcript is spliced from 20 exons. Gene Ontology annotation, molecular function: mannosyl-oligosaccharide 1,2-alpha-mannosidase activity; calcium ion binding. Bases 201 to 3011 code for a protein of 936 amino acids. Gene Ontology annotation, cellular component: membrane; endoplasmic reticulum. Lineage: Eukaryota; Metazoa; Chordata; Mammalia; Afrosoricida; Chrysochloridae.